Molecule: messenger RNA, 1820 nt
Organism: Populus trichocarpa (black cottonwood)
Lineage: Eukaryota; Viridiplantae; Streptophyta; Magnoliopsida; Malpighiales; Salicaceae
Product: FHA domain-containing protein At4g14490
Exons: 2
Coding region: 185-1336 (383 amino acids)
Molecular function (GO): protein binding; mRNA binding
Source: RefSeq, a predicted model, not a curated record
ACCAAGGAAGGGAGCUCCUUGCCGCCCAGUUACCUUUCAAAAAAUUUGAUUUAGCGGCAAACCAAGUAAUUUAACGACAGAACCAAGUCCUUUUCCAUUUUCAAAUUAGUUUCAACACUCUGAAUCCUGUUCCUACUCCACUUCAAAACGACGUUUCAAGCAUCCGAAUCGUUUCUCUCUACCAAUGGAACCCCCAAUACUGAAAUUGACAAUGGUGCGAGGUCCUAGAGAAGGCGAAACCCUAGAAUUCAGACCCGGAUCCACUGUCCGAAUCGGCCGGGUUGUACGCGGCAACAACGUCCCUAUAAAAGACGCCGGAAUCUCCUCAAAGCACCUCGCAAUCGUAUCCGAACCAGGAAAAUGGAGUCUCCAAGACCUUGAUUCCUCCAACGGCACCACUCUCAACACCACUACUCUCUCCCCCUACAAAUCCUUCGAUCUCCGCGACGGCGACACCAUCAAACUUGGGGAGUUAACUUCGAUCCUCGUCCAAUUCAACGUUCACGAGGAAACCUCGCAGUUGAGACGCAAUCCGGGGAGACGUGCUAAAGAAUCCAGUAAAGUAGGAUCUGUCGCAGCGAAUCGGAGCCGCAGAGGAAAUGAAGAGGAGAGGGAGAAUGCUGAAAAUUUGGAGGAAGAGAAUGUUGAGAAAUUGGAGGUAAAAAGUGAGGUGAUAGUUCCGGAGAGUAGGGGAAGAGGGAGACCAAGGAGGGCUAAGGCUUUGGAGAAGGAAUUGGAUAGUGUGGUUCCUGCUGAGGCAAAGAGAGUGAAUUUGAGGAGUACUAGAAGUAGAAAGAACGAGGAUUGUGUUGUUUUGGAGAAUUUGGGAGUCGAUUGUGGUGAAUUGGGUAAAAAAGUGCGUGGAGGUAGGGGGAGGAAAAAGAAUUUACAGGUAGUGCCAGCGGAGAAUGUUCAAUGUGAUGUUGUGGAUGUUAAGGAGAAUGUUGAUUUAGCGAUGAAUGCACAAGAAGAGGUGAAAGAGGUUGCUAAUGAGAAGAAAGUUGAGACCGUGGAAGAUGUCCACAAGGAGAUCACGGAAAAGGAAACGAGUUUUGGAGAAAAGUGUAAUGACACAGCCAAGGGGAAUGAUGCUAAGGACGGUGAUGUUAGUGAGGCACAAGUUAGUGCCAAUGAGAAUUUGGAGAAGGGGAAGGAAUUACCGGAUUUGGAGAAGAUGACACUGGAGGAGUGGUUUAAUUCUAUGGAGGUGGAUUUGCCAAAGCAGAUAUUAGAGGUCACGGAGGAGAUGGUUGAAGGGAUGAGAAGGAAGGCGGAGCGAGUUCGGGAGUAUAUGAUAGAGCAGAAGAAAAAACAGGGUGUAGGGACUGUGGGCUAGAGAAGAUUAUCCAAUGUUUAUGUGGAGAUGAGUUUAAGGAUGCAAUGCUGAAUUUUGGAGUUUGAGCUCCUUCUGAACCGUCUCAUUCGAUGCAAUUUGGUGUUGUGGAAUGGAACUGCAUAGAGCAGAGGAUGCAGCUAAGUGUAUUGAGUCAGCUGUGCUUUGAGGAUAACCUCAUGGUGGUAUUUUGCAACAUUUUAUUACCAUUAUUAACUCACUCUACAUCAUGGUGAAAUGCCCUAGCUUUUCUGAUAGUAUUUUUACUAAGCAGUAACAUGCCAUCUCCUCUUGAUCUCUGCCCUCAUGUAGCAGCAUCCUUCAAACUGAUAUGAAAAUCAAGUUGAUGCUAGAAUUAGGUUUUACCUGCUUCUAUUGUUAGUUGGGUUUAUUUGAUUGGAUUUGGUAUCACAUUGAUGGUAGUGGGUGCAGUUCAUGCCCUUGUGCUGCAGCACUAAUAGAGUGAUUUGCCCGCUUUAUAGUGUUA